AUGACACAAGUGACGUCGGCACCUACAAUUGAAGUGGCGUUGCCACCCACAACAAGAGCAAUUCUUCGAGCCUCAUCGCCAUGCAAAACAGAAGUUACAUUAACAGCAGCCUAUCUAACCACAAAACGUGUAGCCUCAUUACCUUUAGAGCAGUUGGUGUCCAAAGCAUCGCCGUCAGCCUCCACACAAAUAGCAUCCGCCAUCCCCAUUGCCUGCUACAGCAUGCAUCCUAUUACCAGUCCUGUUGCCAGAUACAACACACACUGUACCACCAGUCCUGCUGCCAGAUUCAGCACACGCAGUGUCACCAGUCCUGCUGCCAGGUUCAGCACACGCUGUGCCACCAGUCCUGCUGCUGGAUACAACACACAUCCUGUCACCAGUCCUGCUGCCAGAUUCAGCACACACAGUGUCACCAGUCCUGCUGCCAGAUUCAGCACACGCUGUGCCACCAGUCCUGCUGCCAGAUUCAGCACACGCUGUGUCACCAGUCCUGCUGCUGGAUACAACUCACAUCCUGUCACGAGUCCUGCUGUCAGAUUCAGCACACGCAGUGUCACCAGUCCUGCUGCCAGAUACAACACGCGUUCUGUCACCAGUCCUCCUGCCAGCUUCAACAAGACUCGUGUGGCAAGAUUCUGA
Schistocerca serialis cubense is the source of this 642-nucleotide messenger RNA. RefSeq lists its product as uncharacterized. The record is from RefSeq and is a predicted model, not a curated record. Lineage: Eukaryota; Metazoa; Arthropoda; Insecta; Orthoptera; Acrididae. The coding region runs from base 1 to 642 and encodes 213 amino acids. The transcript has a single exon.